CAUAAACUACUUUCAUCAUGAUGGUCAUCGAAGCAGUUGAUUGAUGAAUGUUCGCUAGCAAGAAAUGAUGCUAUCCAAUUUGAGAUCAGUGAUUGUGAUUUAUUUAAAUAAUCGUCGUAGGAAGAACCAAGUAGAAAAUGAUCAAAAAGAUUCAGUGUUGCAGGAUAACAGAUAUAAAAUUGGUCAUUUUUGUGUCUUUCACUAGCGAAAAAUAGUGUGAGAUUAACCUUUUUCUUGGGGUGCUACUAAAAAAAUGCCAAUUAAAAGCCGAUCGUUAAACAUUCAUUCACAUAACUCAUAAAUUUUUUUCGCUAUUUAGCAAAAUUAUUAGUAGGACGACAGGAUUAUAAAAUAUUGUGAUAUAGCUUCCAAAGUGUGAGAAAAAUUAGUGAAUAAAAUGGCUCCGGUACCUUUGGAAGGUCAUCAAACCCCUGUGGCAAAUAAUAUGCCACAGGAAGGAAAUCGUGGUGGUUCUAUUUCCCUGGGGAUGCUCAUAGACUUCAUAAUACAAAGAACUUAUCACGAACUCACUGUCCUAGCUGAACUAUUGCCCAGGAAAACAGAUAUGGAAAGAAAAAUCGAAAUAUAUAAUUAUUCUGCAAGGACUCGACAACUUUUUGUUCGUUUACUGGCUCUUGUUAAGUGGGCAAACAGCGCUUCAAAAGUGGACAAAUCAGCCCAUAUCAUGGCUUUUUUGGAUAAGCAAUCGCUGUUGUUUGUUGAUACUGCGGAUAUGUUGGCACGAAUGGCGAGAGAAACUCUUGUGCAUGCCAGGCUCCCGAAUUUCCAUAUUCCAGCUGCGGUUGAAGUUCUCACAACAGGAACAUAUGGCCGUCUUCCAGCUUGUAUCAGAGAAAGAAUAGUUCCUCCAGAUCCUAUAACUCCGUCCGAGAAGCGGAGCACACUACAGAGAUUGAAUCAAGUGAUUCAACAUCGCUUAGUAACAGGAAAUUUACUUCCACAAAUGCGCAAUUUGAAAAUUGAAGCCGGACGCGUUACGUUUCUGGUAGAACAAGAAUUUUCAGUGUCUCUCACGGUUAUGGGUGAUGGGCCCAAUGUACCAUGGCGGUUGUUGGAACUGGAAAUUUUAGUAUCCGAUAGAGAAACUGGGGAUGGAAAAGCGCUCGUUCAUCCAUUGCAAACAAGAUACGUUCAUCAAGUCGUCCAGUCGAGACUCGCAGAGAGUUCUAAUUCUCUGUCUGAGGUUUAUUACAUUCUUCACUACUUUUGUCAAUCUCUGCAACUCGAAGUUUUAUACUCUCAAACAUUGCGCUUGAUUCGUGAUCGUCUCGACGAUCAUAUCCACGUGGACGAAUAUACACCCGGGAAAUGUUUGUCCAUAUCUUAUUGGAGAGAACUGACGAGUAAAGAUCCGCGAUCCGAGCUCGGAUAUCGUUUGACUGUUCAGGUCGAUCAAAACGAACCCGCACGACCUCUCGCUGUAGUUCAUAUCCCGUCUUUGGGCAGCAAGGAGGGUGAAAUCGCAGAUCGUGCAAUAAGAUCGGAUCAAUUGUCGAUGGAGUGUUUGCUCGUACACACGAUUUACAUUCGCACAAGGAGUCGUUUGUCGGAAUUGAAACAAGAGCUCCAAUCUAUGUUGAAAGAUGUCGAAUGUUCUCUUGCUGGAUCACCCGCUAUACUCUCGGUCCCGAUUUUACAACCAUGUUUACGAGCUGAGCUUCUUCUUGUCACGGUCGACACGCAUACGGGAAUGUUGCAAUGUCAUGUGCCCCAGUACGACGCUCCUCUCGUUCCAGAAUUAACAGUGGCUUUGAACGGCGAUCAUUCACGGCUUCCUACUCUCAUCUCAGAGCUCAGGUUCUGGAUAACGCAACGUCGUUGCGAGAAAACAUUGCAGCACUUGCCAGCGACACCGCACGAGAGAUUGCCCGUUCUCCAUCACCCUGACCAUCCGAUGUCGAAGAUUAGCAGGCAUCGGAUGUUCGUUCAACUUCACAGACAUCCCACAGUGAUACUGAUCGUAGCUUUCAAAGAGAAAGAAUCAUCACCGUGCGAGAUCGAGUGCUCGUUCUAUCUUGCCGUGGUUAAACAUAGUUCGAUCGAGGACGAUCCACAUGAUGAAACUAUUGAGACAGAAAUACCAAAGAUGUAUCUAAAAGUUCAAAGUCUCAUCGAGUUUGACACAUUCGUCAUAACCCACGGUCCUUUUACAAGUGUCGACAACGGGAGUAAUGAUCAAGAUGGGGGGUGCAUUACAGACGUGGUGGAGAAAGGAAGCAACAAACGUAGAAGUACCGGAGCAACGGGACGUACCGAUGCACCCGGAACACCGCAAAAUCGAAGGCCCAAACAUCCAGCAUAUUUUAUACCUGAACUUGCUCAUGUUGUUGCACUGUGCGAUGAACGAAUUCCAUUUGUGACUCUGGCUCAAGAGCUUACGAGACGCGACAUAGCUCACCAAGGUCUCCAGGUGGAGGCAAAUGCAACUGCGCUCGUUCUCAAGCUCGUUCAGUUACCAGCACCGUCACCCAACAUUGCUUCUGGAAGUGCCUGGCAAGCACUUCUCAAAAGACUGCUCAGCGUUUCGAUCAGAGUUCAGGGUAAAGGCAUGGCGAAAACGUGGAUGGCUGAAUUUGUAUUUUACAGCAGUCCCUUGAACAGCAGUCAUCCGAAAGAACAGGGUUUGCGAAGACCCGUUUAUUUUCAAUACGAGAUGGGGACCGCCGAUGCAGUUUCCAGAACCGUAGACUCGCUACUGAACGAUUGGGCACAAAUCGUUCAUCUGUAUUCGAUCGUUCAAGAUCUUGCAGAAUAUUUCAAAAUGGAAAAAUACAAUUUGCGAAAUAUGGUCAGCAUCAAGACUUACAGUUACAGCAAAUUGGUGCUCGCUUAUGGGCCAAAUCGGGGAGCUACUGUGACCGUUCAGUGGAGCACGAAUGACAAAGCCUUCAAACUUACAUUUGGAAAAAGUCCUACAACUACCGCAGUUAACGCUCACUCACUGAUGAAGGAACAACUCGAAGCUCAUCUCAAUCGUCACAGAAAUCUCGCCCAGCUCAUUCACAUUCUCAAUGAAACAUUCCAGCCACUCGUUUCUAUCAGUAAAUUACCAACAAUACUUCAGCUGGGUGUUCAUAAUUUUCGAGCACAAGUCCCGGUUCAAACAUUUACGAUCAUGCCGCAGUGUGUGACUCUAGUGAGAAUAGCGUACCAAGGAAUGUACUGUCUUGAAUUGAGAAUGCGCGGCGGUGGUCUCGUGAGUUUACGAGACGGAGCUUACAGUCGGUUCGAUCGGAGCACUGUUGUCGAUGAAUUUACGCCAACUCAGUGUCUUAAGGCCUUUUUAUCGAAAUACGUGGAUGAGAGCGCAGUAUUUCGCAGGAGAUCACAAUCGGAAGACGACAAUCCACCAUCACCCGUAACAAUGGACAGUGACGGCAGUGGUGUUGGUUUUAUGAGUCAUCAUCGCGGUGGGCCACAAUCGCCGGCGCAACAACGGGAUGGUUUAAGGUUUCAUCCACCAUUAACUCCACCAUCCGGCAGCAAUCCUCAUACACCUGCAAGUCCGCACACCGCGAACAUAUCACAGGCCAGUCAACAUCAAAGUUUCGGGAGUAGUCCAGCAACGUCUUUCAAUCUCGCUUCUCCUCCUUCUUUACCGCCGAAUACACCGAAUAUGUUACCUCACCCAUCACCGGGCUCAGGACUCGUCGCAAACAGUCCCUUGAAUCCGAUGCACGUGCCCAGCCCGGCUGGGUUAAUGCCAACAUCUUCACCAGGGCCUUGUAGCAAUGUCCAAGUAGGACAUUCGCCAGCUAGUUCUUUCAUGCAAACGGGUCACAUAGACGGAAGUCCGUUUCCUUCGUCGCAAAGUAUGGCUUCCCCGGCAGCCUCGAACUGGCCAGGUUCACCGAGUGUUCCCCGGCCAUCGCCAGCAAGACCGGGUCAAAGUCCAGGUCACGCUGCCCUCCAUAGUCCUCAAGCUUCCGAUCAUCGAUCGGGAAGUCACAUUUCUCGAGUUUUGCCCCAAAGAUCGUGGGCGGGUGCGGUGCCAACGCUCCUGACACACGAAUCGCUAGAAUUAUUGUGUUGUCCAUCGCCACAUCCCUCGGGACUUUCGGGUCCAGAUUUAUCUCCGCUUGAACGAUUUUUAGGCUGUGUUUAUAUGAGAAGGCAAUUACAGCGUUUCAUCCAAACCGACGAUUGCCUUACGACUAUGAAUAGUACGGAGCCUGGGAUGGUUCAUUUCAAAGUCGAAACGCUCCAGUGUCGCGUUGGUUUAAACCCACAACAUUUGCAAUCGCUACACAUCAAAGUUCAACCACUUCCCGAACACAGUGACCAGUGGACUCUCGAGGAACUUCAGGUUAUAGAAAAGUUUUUCGAUACUCGAGCGGCGGCUCCGCCGUACAAACCGAAUACUCUAUCUGGCUUCGGAAGAAUGUUGAACGUUCCUUUCAACGUCCUCAAAGAUUUUGUACAAAUAAUGAAACUCGAACUGGUUCCCGGUCUCGUUCAACAGCAACAACUCAAGUGGUCAGUGCAAUGGUGUUUGAGGAUACCGCCGUCUGCGACGCCGAUCGUCCCGACGGGAAUGGCGGCUGUUCUUGUUUGUCGAAACAAGAUUUUAUUCUUCCUUCAAAUAACGCGAAUCGGAGUGCCAUAUCAAGGGGAGCCACCGUCGUUGGUGCUCCCGUUAGUUUACGACGUUAGUACGAAUUUGACGCAGUUGGCAGAAAAACGGGAUCCUGGGCCAGCUUCGGCGACGGCCGCUGCAUCACUACAGCUCAAAAGAUUUGCGGAAUACGGAGCUAAUCCAUCGGAGUGUUCGCUGUUUCCUGCUGUUCGAGAUCUAUUAGCUAAUCUUACGUUACCAUCGGAGCCUCCGGUGAUUUCACAGGUUGUAGCUUCUCCAGCUGGAGGUCAAGUGACUCCAACCCAGCAAAUACAAAGUCCGGCGAUGCAGAUGCACUCGCCGAUGGCGGGUGGUCAAGGACCUCCCCAAGGACCUUACGGUAUUCAAGGAAUGCCUUCGAUUGGAAUGAUGGGCGGUCCGCCUCAAUAGGAUUUCCCGAGCCUCCAAACAACACUCCGGUACUGGCGCAGUUGAAACGUCAUUCACUCACCGAUUUCUGGACAAUAAGCAAGUGAAACUAGACGUUUCCUUGAGUUAUUUAGUGUUGAUAUUAGCGAAAAGCUAGAGUCCUGUUGAAAGAGGUUCGGAAUCGAGCCAUGGAAUUCAAGUAUACAUAGUGACGUAUUCUGAUGGAUUUAGAAGAUAAAAAUAAAUGAUUAAACCGUAUUAUCGGAGAAGAUAAUCAAAUGACGUGAUAAAAAUUGUAGCGACCCCAUAGAAUCAAAAAUCAAAUCAGUGCUAAAUUUUUGUUAACCGCGCAGUAACAGAAUGAAAAAAAUCAUUCUAAUUCAUCGCGGAGUGCUGCAAUCUAGAAAAAUGAUACUUAGACUGGCUGGUAGAAUAAAAACAAAAAACGAUAUUGAAUAUAUUUUCAUAACAUAGGUCGUUAUUAUAAAUAAUAUGAAAAUAUCACUGAUUAUGAAUAUCAAGUAUUCCAAAUAUGAUUUACAAAGGAGGAUAUUCUAAAGUUGGCAAAAAAUAACUCUGAUUUAUCACGUUCAAGAAUAUAUAAAAUUUUUCUCAUAUUUAUUCAAUGUGUACAGUUUUUACAAAAGAACAUUCAAUAGCCUUAACAAAUCAAUGAUACUAUUGUUAUCAUAAGGUAAAUAUAUAUAUGUCAUAUAAUCGCUAAUUAUAUCGUGUUUAUAAGCGAUCUUAAUGCGAUCUUGAACUUGUAUUACUUUUAUUUUAAUUAUAUUUUUUUUUCCAUGUUUUCAAUAUUUUUUCGUGUGUAAAAUAUAUACAUUUUAGGUCGGGAUUUCAGUCUCUGUAUAAAGAUGUGAAUAUAUUUCAUAUAAUACGCGCA
Molecule: messenger RNA, 5903 nt
Organism: Venturia canescens
Lineage: Eukaryota; Metazoa; Arthropoda; Insecta; Hymenoptera; Ichneumonidae
Gene: MED14
Product: mediator complex subunit 14
Exons: 21
Coding region: 398-5026 (1542 amino acids)
Biological process (GO): regulation of transcription by RNA polymerase II
Cellular component (GO): mediator complex; core mediator complex
Molecular function (GO): transcription coregulator activity
Source: RefSeq, a predicted model, not a curated record